Molecule: messenger RNA, 4308 nt
Organism: Vigna umbellata (rice bean)
Lineage: Eukaryota; Viridiplantae; Streptophyta; Magnoliopsida; Fabales; Fabaceae
Gene: YDA
Product: Protein kinase superfamily protein
Biological process (GO): protein phosphorylation; MAPK cascade
Cellular component (GO): cytoplasm
Molecular function (GO): MAP kinase kinase kinase activity; ATP binding
Source: RefSeq, a predicted model, not a curated record
ACUAAACUGAAAGUACCUUGUUUUGUGCCUGUUUUUCGCUCUUAUUCUUGCAAGUUCCCAUGGCUUUUCUCUGACUCUUUAACUUCGCCUUACUGUGUCUGUGAUGAACGGACACCUCGAGGUUCUUAUUUUCGGCAAAUGUCGAUGCUCUGGCACUGAAGAAACGUAUCACUGAAAUCGUUUGCAUGUUUCUUUCUGGAAUUUGAACUAGUUGAGCUUCGGUUGCUAUUUUCUGUCUAGGAAUUGGAGCUCAUUCUCGUUUGGUGUUGGUUUGUUGCUGAUUAGUUGCUGCUGGUGGCAUUGCUGAUUGUUAUGGUGUGACACUUCAGAGGAACCCCAAUUGAGUUAAUUGUAUUACAAACAUUUGUGCUGUAAUGCUAAAUGUGAAUUUACACCCAGAAUUUGCAAAUAGCUUCUGCCCUGCCCCUCUGCGUGUUUGGCAAGCUUUUCCUAAGACAUGCGGUCGUGGUGGGGAAAGUCUUCUUCCAAAGAGGCGAAAAGGAAGGAAAACAAGGAAAGUAUUAUUCACACCAUACAGCGGAAAUUAAAGAAUGCUUCCGAAGAGAAAUGCAAUAAUAAAUCUGAAAGAUCAAGGAGAUAUCGUGAUGAUGCCAUCUCCAAAAAGGGAUCUAGAUCUCUUGUACCUUCAAGAUCACCAUCACCCUCUACACAUGUAUCCCGAUGUCAAAGUUUUGCAGAAAGGCCUCUCUCUCAACCACUUCCAUUACCAGGGUCACAUCUUUCGGAUGCCAUUGGUGCAAAUGCUGGGGUUAUUUUAACAUCAAAACUUGAUAGAGCCAUAAACUCAAAGCCAUCUCUAUAUUUUCCCCUUCCAAUACCUGGUUUUGUUUCAAACAAGGAAGACGCUACUGAUAUGGAAGGAGAAAUAGCCACUGCAUCUGUUUCUAGUGAAAGCUCAGUUGAUAGUGGCAACUCAUUUGAUUCGCCGCAUUUUGUUAGCCCUCUGGCUUCUGAUUGUGAAAAUGGAAACCGAGCAACCAUUAAUAGUUCUUUCAGUCUGGUGCACAAGAACCAACCACUUAUUACUAUACAAAGAAACUCAAGAACAUUCUCAAAACCAAGUCCUCAGUUGUGCAAUAAUAAGCCAUUGUCUACCUCACCAAGAGGGGUUCCAUUAUAUCUGCAAAAUCUGCAAGUGGCUCGCCCAGGUGGUUUGUGUAGUGCUCCAGGUAGUUCAAUAUCAAGUCCUAGAAAUCCAACGGGAGCUUUUGGUCCUGAACAAAUGUUGAACUCUGAAUUACAGACAAGAAAGCCUUAUCCAGAUAUAGCUUCUGGGCACUCCUAUAGUCUGGUUUCAGGCCGUAAUUCUAGCCAUAUUUCAGUUGGUGGGGAUCUUUCGGGACAGAUGAUUUUGCCUCAAAACAGGUGUAGCCCUGAGUGUUCUCCAAUAGUUAGUCCCAGAAUGACAAGCCCUGGUCCCAGUUCCAGGAUACAGAGUGGUACUGUGACCCCUCUGCAUCCCAAAGCUGGAGGAACUGCAGCAGAAGCACAUACAAGACGCCUUGACGAUGUGAAGCAAAAGAAUCAUCAGUUACCACUUCCUCCAAUAACAGUUACUAAGCCGUGUCCAUUUUCUCCAACCUAUUCUGCAUCAACAACUCCUUCAGCCCCUCGUAGUCCUGCCGGAUCAGAAACUUCGAUAAGCACAGGUUCGCGCUGGAAAAAAGGACAGUUGCUUGGAAGGGGAACAUUUGGACAUGUAUAUCUUGGUUUUAACAGAGAAAGUGGUGAGAUGUGUGCGAUGAAGGAGGUAACCCUUUUUUCAGAUGAUGCUAAAUCAAGGGAAAGUGCACAGCAACUUGGCCAAGAAAUUGCAAUGCUUAGUCGGUUGCGGCAUCCAAAUAUUGUUCAGUAUUAUGGAUCUGAGACGAUCGAUGACAGACUUUAUGUAUACUUGGAGUAUGUCUCCGGUGGGUCAAUCUAUAAGCUGGUUAAGGAAUAUGGCCAGUUAGGUGAAAUUGCAAUUCGCAAUUAUACUCGACAAAUUUUGUUAGGCCUCGCAUAUUUACACGCCAAGAACACUGUUCACAGGGACAUUAAGGGAGCAAACAUAUUGGUGGACCCUAAUGGGCGGAUAAAAUUGGCAGAUUUUGGGAUGGCAAAGCAUAUAAGUGGUCCAUCUUGUCCAUUUUCUUUCAAAGGAAGUCCUUACUGGAUGGCACCUGAGGUUAUAAAAAAUUCAAAUGGUUGUAAUCUUGCGGUUGAUAUAUGGAGUCUGGGAUGCACUGUUUUGGAGAUGGCGACAACAAAACCUCCUUGGAGCCAAUAUGAAGGGGUUGCUGCUAUGUUUAAGAUUGGGAACAGCAAGGAACUUCCGACAAUUCCAGAUCAUCUUUCAGAAGAUGGAAAAGAUUUUGUAAGGCUUUGUUUGCAAAGGAAUCCUCAAAAUCGUCCCUCGGCUGCUCAACUUCUAGAGCAUUCAUUUGUUAAAAAUGCUAUGCUGGAAAGAUCUAUUUUAUCUGCCGCUCCUUCAGAAGAUCCUACUGCUAUAAUAAAUGCAGUGAGAUCUCUGGUCGUUGGACCUGCAAAACGUAAUUCAUGCUUAGACUCAGAAGUAGCCGGGACCAAUCCGCCUAGAAACUUGAAAGCGGGUUCUGGAUCAAGUGAUCCUCAUACACCAAGAGAGAUCUCUUGUCCCAUCUCUCCCUCUUUUCCUUAUAAAUCAUUGCAUACAAGUGGAAGGAUGUCGCCUCCAAUAUCUAGCCCUCGUACUGCAUCAGGCUCAUCUUCGCCCCUAACCAGUGGCGGCGGUGCUAUUCCAUAUCAUCAGACAAAACAAUCAAUAAUCUCCCAUGAAGUUUCGGGGAUGAUACAAAAGUCCCAUCAUGGUGUUAUUCCAAUAUCUAGCCCUCGUACUGCAUCUGGCUCAUCUUCUCCCCUAACCAGUAGCGGCGGUGCUAUUCCAUAUCAUCAGACAAAGCAAUCAAUAAUCUCUCAUGAAGUUUCGGGUAUGAUCCAAAAGUCCCAUCAUGGUGUUAUUCCAAUAUCUAGCCCUCGUACUGCGUCUGGCACAUCUUCACCACUAACCAGUGGCGGUGGUGCAAUUCCAUUUCAUCAGUCAAAGCAACAACUAUUCUCACAUGAAGUUGUGGGUAUGAGCCAAAAGUCUCAGAAUGGUGCCAUUCCAAUUUCUAGCCCUCGUACUGCAUCUAGCUCUUCUUCACCACUAACCGGCGGUGGAGGCGCUGAUCCUUUUCAUCAGACAAAGCAACCACUAUUCUCACACGAAGUUUUGAGUACGAUCCAAAAGUCUCAGAAUGGUGCUAUUCCAAUAUCUGGCCCUCGUACUGCAUCCGGCACAUAUUCGCCACUAACCAGCGGUGGAGGCGCUGUUCCAUUUCAUCAGACAAAGCAUCCACUAUUCUCACAUGAAGUUUCCGGUGUGAUUCAAAGGUCUCAGAAUGGUUGUGUUCCAAUAUCUAGCCCUCCAACUCCAUCUGGCUCAUCUUCGCCACUAACCUGUGGGGGAGGAGCUAUUCCGUUUCAUCAGACAAAGCAGCCACUGUUCUCACAUGAAGUUGUGGGUAUGACACAAAAGUCUCAGAAUGGUGCCAUUCCAAUAUCUAGCCCUCGUACUGCGUCUGGCUCAUCUUCACCACUGACCAGUGGCGGCGGUGCUAUUCCAUUUCAUCAGACAAAGCCACAACUAUUCUCAAAUGAACUUGUGGGUAUGAUCCAAAAGUCUCUGGAUGGUGCUAUUCCAACGGCUAGCCAUCGUACUGCAUCUGGCUCAUCGCCUCUGACCAGUGGUGGCAGUGCUAUUCCAUAUCUUCAGACAAGGCAAUCACAAAUAUCACAUGAAGUUGUUGGCAUGAACCAAAAUCCUCAGCAUGGUUUGUAUUCAUUUGGAAAUACCCCUCGUCAGGGUUCUCAGCAUGCGCAGUUUGGGAGAAACUUGCAAACUACACAUGCUUGCCGGGAUGUAGGUUCAUCUAACAAUAAUCAUUCUAGGAGGGCUGUCCAGGGAGACCCAAUAGAAUUUCGCGAUGGGAAAUCAUAUUUGGCUGAUUGCGUGUCACAACAGCUGUUGAGGGAUUAUGUACGGCUACAUGCAUGCCUGGAUCGUAAACCCGAUCCCCCAAAUCCUGAUCGCGCGAAUGGCUUAUGAUCUGCAUUCAGUGCUCAGAUGAUAGGCAUUAAAAUUUUGAAGGUUAGAGCAUUCGGUUAGUGUAAUAGCAUAAUCAUGUAGUGCAUUUGGGUAAAUCGUAAAUCUCAAUUUUGUUCGGAGUUCAAAAUCGAAUACCGUCUGAAGUCUGCGUCUCCUUGGAGGCGCAACAUUCAGUCUUA